Molecule: messenger RNA, 621 nt
Organism: Aphidius gifuensis
Lineage: Eukaryota; Metazoa; Arthropoda; Insecta; Hymenoptera; Braconidae
Product: 40S ribosomal protein S16-like
Exons: 4
Coding region: 73-528 (151 amino acids)
Biological process (GO): translation; maturation of SSU-rRNA from tricistronic rRNA transcript (SSU-rRNA, 5.8S rRNA, LSU-rRNA)
Cellular component (GO): ribosome; cytosolic small ribosomal subunit
Molecular function (GO): RNA binding; structural constituent of ribosome
Source: RefSeq, a predicted model, not a curated record
GCUUUCUUCCCCAUUUGUAAUUUGUUUCGGAAUUUGUGAUCUCUCUCUCUUUCUCUCAACGAGCUCGCCAAUAUGCAGAACGUACAAAAGAAACAAAAGGAACCGAUCCAAUCCGUUCAAGUCUUUGGACGUAAAAAAACUGCAACUGCAGUUGCUUAUUGCAAACGUGGUCGUGGACUUUUGAAGGUCAAUGGAAGACCUCUUGAACAGUUUGAACCAAAGGUUCUCCAAUACAAACUCCAAGAACCAAUUCUUCUUCUUGGCAAAGAAAAAUUUGCUGGUGUUGACAUGAGAGUUCGUGUCAAUGGUGGUGGUCAUGUAGCUCAAAUCUAUGCCAUCAGACAAGCCAUCUCCAAGGCACUCGUUGCUUACUACCAAAAAUACGUUGAUGAGGCAUCAAAGAAAGAAGUCAAAGACAUUCUUAUUCAAUACGAUCGUACACUUCUUGUUGCUGAUCCAAGAAGAUGUGAACCAAAAAAAUUCGGUGGUCCAGGUGCUCGUGCACGUUAUCAAAAGUCAUACCGUUAAUCACGUUUUUUUAUUUAUAUCAUUAUGGGAUUUAUAAUGCUAAUAAAAAAUAAUAAAAAUUAAAAAUAAUACUUGAUUAUUUAAUUAAACAAA